Dicentrarchus labrax (European seabass) is the source of this 6315-nucleotide messenger RNA. RefSeq names its product DnaJ (Hsp40) homolog, subfamily C, member 6 (gene dnajc6). Bases 471 to 3380 code for a protein of 969 amino acids. Gene Ontology annotation, molecular function: clathrin binding; protein tyrosine phosphatase activity. NCBI's taxonomy places the organism in Eukaryota, Metazoa, Chordata, Actinopteri, Moronidae. The record is from RefSeq and is a predicted model, not a curated record. Gene Ontology annotation, biological process: clathrin-dependent endocytosis; synaptic vesicle uncoating; protein dephosphorylation. Gene Ontology annotation, cellular component: vesicle; cytoplasm; postsynaptic density. The transcript has 19 exons.
UAGAAAAAAUAGUCCCAUAGGCGAACUCACGACUACUGAUCAGACAAUGUGAAUAAUAGAUGCAGCAGUAACAUUGGAGGAUUGUGUGUUGGGGUGGAUUUCCCUGUUACUCAGUCGGGGACUACAGCAGCAGCAGCAGCAGCGUCGUAGUAAAAAUGCGGUGCUGCUGAGAAAAGAGGAGGCAGAAACACAGGGAGAGAAAGAGAGCAGAGAGAGAGAGAGAGAGAGCAAGAGGGAGGGAGAGAGAGAGACCUCCUGGCAGAUCAUUUCUUUCCAGAAAACAGAGGAGCCCGGUCGUCCUCUCCUCCUCGGACAUGUGGUGCACCCAGCAGCAGUAAUAAUAUCAGCACAGGCAGCAGCGACGGCGGCUGUGGCGGCGACGGCGCGGCGUAGCCUACUACGUCUUUGGGGUUUCUUUUGUAUUUAAUUUCUUUUUUUCUUUUUUCUUUUUUUGUGUGAGUCCUUCUGUAAUGAGCUUGCUGGGGGCCUACAAGAAAAAGACCAGUUACGAUGGCUAUGAAUCUUUGCAGUUGGUCGAUAGCGGCGGAGAUAGCUUCAGUAUCGGGAGAGGGAGCAGCAGCGGCAGCACCACACUCGCAGGCUCCAUAGCGGCCACCCUUGGACCGAAGGCAGGCCCGCUCCGAGAGGAGGACUGCAGCACCAUGGACAGCUCAGAUAUGGAUGCCAGUUAUGGCGGAGGACUGUUGGAUAUGGUGAAGGGAGGAGCCGGGAAGUUCUUCAGCAACUUUAAGGACAACUUGAAGGACACGCUGAAAGACACCUCCACCAAGGUCAUGCAUCAGGUUGCCACGUACACUAAAGGGGAGCUGGACAUUGCCUACAUCACAUCAAGGAUCAUAGUGAUGACCUACCCGGCGGAGUCAGUCCAAAUUGGCUACCAGAACCAUGUAGAGGACAUUCGCUCCUUCCUCGACAGUCGCCAUGCCGACCACUACACUGUCUUUAAUCUAUCACAGCGCAACUACCGCGGCGCCAAAUUCUCCAACAGGGUUUCAGAGUGCAAUUGGCCUUCUCGCCAGGCUCCCAGCCUUCACAACUUGUUCGCUGUGUGUAAGAACAUGCACAACUGGCUCAAACAGAAUCCCAAGAAUGUGUGUGUCAUCACCUGCUCGGAUGGUCGUGGUCCCUCGGGUGUUUUGGUUUGUGCCAUGUUCUGCUUCUGCCACCUCUUCAACAACCCGGUUCCUGCCAUGCAGCUGCUCAGCGCCAAGAGACCAGGUUCUGGCCUCUGGCCGUCACACCGCAGGUACAUAGGCUAUGUGUGUAGCAUGGUAUCAGAGAAGCCCAGUCUACCCCACUCCAAGCCCAUGGUGAUCAAAGCCCUCACCAUGACUCCGGUCCCAUGCUUCAACAAGCAGCGUAGUGGCUGUCGGCCCUUCUGCGACGUCCUCCUCGGAGAGACCAAGAUCUUCACCACUGCACAGGAGUACGAGAAGAUGAGAGAGCACAGAGUCCAAGAGGGUAAGGUAGUUUUCCCUCUGGGUGUGAGUGUGCAAGGAGACGUCGUCGUUUCAAUCUACCACAUGAGGUCAACCAUUGGAGGACGUCUGCAAGCCAAGGUGUCCAACACCCAGAUCUUCCAGAUCCAGUUCCACACUGGCUUCAUUGCUCCUGGUACCACCAUGUUAAAGUUUAACAAACCAGAGCUGGAUGCAUGUGACUCUCCUGAGAAGUAUCCCCAGCUUUUCCAUGUGAUACUGGAUGUGGAGGUGGAGGAGGUGGACAAGCAAAAAGACCUGACGCCGCCGUGGGAGCAGUUUCCCUGUAAAGACCUCUGCCCCAACGUGCUCUUCUCCUGCCACCAGGAACACCAGGACGCACUGGCUAUUGCUGAUGAGAUGGAGGGAUUGGAUUUGGAGGAGCCAAGCCGGCCCCAAGGAGGUCCGGAAGGUCGGGGCCACGGCGAGGAGAGCGAGCCAUCGGAUGAUGAGAUGCUGUCUCUCUCCAGCCAGCGAAGCAACGCCAGCAUUGCCCCCCAGAGACCCGACCCCCCUGCUCCAAUGCCUGCUGCCGCUGCACCCACUGAGGAAGUGGAUCUUCUUGGCCUCGAUGGGGAGGGUAUCCACCGGCCGUGUCCUUCAUCUCAGCCCCCGUCUACUGCAGCCGCAACCACUGACCUCCUGGGGGACUUGUUCGGGGGGCCACCCCAGCCAACCAGUGGGGCAUCAUCUGCCCAUUCCACACCACAUAAAGUAGUCCCAAACACUGCCUCGCCAUGCCCCUCUCCUGCGCCACCAGCGUUUGAUCCCUUCGGGACGGGUCCCAUGCCCAAGCCUCAGGACAUGAUGGGUUCUUUUCUUGGACCAGGUAAUGUGGGGCAGCCAGACCCAUUCUUGCAUGCUGCUCGCUCUCCAUCACCCACCCUGCAGCCUACAAGCUUGGGCCGGAGUUCCCCUGUCCCACCCACCACCCCAACCGUCAACAUUCAGCAGCAAAACGCCAUGGGAGGAUGGGACUGGAACAGACCGGCCACCGCAAGCACAGCAGGCUUUAGUAUGGGCAGUCGGUCAGCCACUACAAGCCCCACAGGGUCGGUCCACAGCACUCCUACCCACCAAACCAAGCCAAACACACUGGAUCCAUUCGCUGACAUAGGCAACCUCGGGGGGAGCCUUGGAGGUUCUGGCUUCUCCAGCAAACCCACCACUCCAACUGGUACCGCUCCUUCCAUCCCUCCCAUGGGCUCCCCGUCGCGACCUCCUCCAUCUCCCCAGCACGCAGGAGCUGGCUUCCCCUCGUGGCAGCCAGGUGCUGGAAGCGCUGGAGGGUGGCAGCCCCAAGGACAGGGCCCUGCCCCGCAGCCAAAGCCCAGCCCCAGCCACACCCCCAUGCCUCACACAUCGCCCCAGAACCGACCCAACUACAAUGUCAGCUUCUCUGCAAUGGGAGGGGGCUCGCCCAGCGCAGGAAACAAAGCACAGGCUGGCAUGGGUACUAAGCCCAGGGUCUUGGAUGCUAACUUUGAUGACCUGCUGUCUGGUCAGGGCUUUGCAGGGACCAAAGAGAAGAAAGGGCCCAGGACUAUAGCAGAAAUGAGGAAGGAGGAGAUGGCCAAAGAGAUGGACCCUGAGAAAAUAAAGAUUCUGGACUGGAUUGAGGGGAAGGAGCGUAACAUCCGUGCUCUGCUGUCCACCAUGCAUACUGUGCUGUGGGAGGGAGAGACGCGCUGGAAGCCUGUGGGCAUGGCUGACCUGGUUACUCCUGAACAGGUCAAGAAGGUCUACCGCAAAGCUGUCCUGGUCGUCCACCCAGAUAAGGCAACAGGACAGCCCUAUGAACAAUAUGCCAAGAUGAUUUUCAUGGAACUAAAUGAUGCCUGGUCAGAAUUUGAAAGCCAAGGACAAAAACCCCUCUACUGAAUAAAUAGUGAGAGAAAGUGAGCGAGGAGAGGAUGUCCCUGCUGUCAUCUAACCCUAAAAAUGUGUCACCACCUCUGGUCAACAUACUACAGCUGCACCCUACAACAUCUGCCUUUAUACCUGUGCUUUGACCCGCACUUCUCUUCUCACCACACACACAGAACACAGAACAUCCAGUUGAUCUGCAAAGAUGACAAAAGACUCCCGAACUCCAGUGACCAGACUAACAACUGAACUAAUGACUCCCUGUAGCUCAAAUGUACCUACCUACUGUAUGUAUGUGGUGCAACAUUUUCCUUCCUUGUUGAGUGACCUUAGCUCUGAACCAACCCACCAAUCAAAGCAGAUGUCACCGGGAUGUCUAGAAAAACAGAGAAACUCUUGAUUGAGAGGAGUCAGAACAAAAGACAGCGAGAGACGAUGGACACACAAGAUAAGAGAAAAACACAUCAGGGAGUAAACUGAACUUGACUGGUCUAAAUAAGGUAUUCAGAGCGCCAGAUUGUCUGUAAGGCACAAAAAGCAUUAAACAGCAAUCAAUCAAAAAAAACUUUCUAUUGGGGAAAUGUUUUGCUUUGUACUGACAAUUGGAUGCAUGAUCAGUUAUGUCAUAUCGGAGCAACAGUUUUUCAUACAAUUAAAAGUUACUAGAAAGACAAAAAAGAACAGCAGCAUCCAGUUACUAUAUGUUUUUAACUGGUUGAAGUGAAAUUGAACUGAAUCCAAACCUGUUCUCAAACAAAAAUCAGCUGUAAAUUAAAAACCGAAUUUAGAAAAAAAGUGAAUGAAAGCCUAUUGCUAUUACUGCUCUCCACAGUAACUGAUUACAGGUCGGCUUCCAUCUCCAUUAGCUGGAUUCUGCUGAGUAUGAUUGAAAAUGAAAAAAUAAACUAAAUGAAAACAAAACAAAAAAACACUGGUCAGAAGGCUGCUACAAUUUUAAUUCCAGACUUAAUAUUCAUGUGACUGAUUAGCAAAAGGCUGUUGUAGGAGAAUGAUUUAUCAUUGGUGUGUCUGAUGUAAUCAAGCCUUGUGUGUGUCCAUGUUCAAAGGGAACUGGGGAUUGUAUACUGUAUUUUAGGAUUAGCACAUGCACAGUUCCAUACGCACCUCAAGGCCUCAUGCAUACUCACUCAUACAAUAACAUGCAUUUUUGCAAGGGAGCUCUGUGAAAGCACAAACUGACAACUUUACUCGGUGCAGCUUUGAAGGAAAGCCAUUGUUAUUUAUUUAUUAGUUUGUCCAACAUCGUUUGGUCGUUUUGUGUAUCAGACCUGCUGCAUUUUGGUUUAAAUGAACUGCACAUGUCAUGAGCUAAUGUAUGUAAAGGACAUGUUCGAGUUUUUUGGGCCAUUAACUCAUCAACAGCUAGUAAAACCAGGGAAUAAUUUGUAAAACUAUAUCACAAUUUUUGUGUGUAUAGUUUUUUAUAGUCUGCAGCAUCACUCAUGCAGUGCUGCACAUCUCAUGUUUCUAUUGACCACACAAACUCCCUACAACACUAAAUGAUGGUCAGACUGAUGAGUUUUUUUACUGUAUCUCAAUGCUUCAUAUCUCAAUUUAAUUUCACUCAGAUUCUACAUAUAUCUGCUGUUGUUACCACUUUUUUAGCAAAACACACAUUUGCAGCGACUGCAACAUGUCUUAUCACUUUAUGUAAUUUGUUUACAUUUAUGAAACAUUUCUGUCACACCACUGACACUUUUAUUUAUAAUUAUCAUGCAGUAAUAUUGACACUAUUGCAUAUCAACAGUGAGGUACAACACACUUGGCUCAAAGUAUCAGCCUUUUUUUUAGGAGCUGUACAUGUACGCACAUUAUUCUCUCCAUAUAAUUUCAUUAAUAUGCUGACUGAUGUGAUCGUUCCUCAGUAUGAUAGGAAUUGACUUCUGACAUUGUCUCCUUGUGUAAAAUGUAUUUCAUAGUCCUGAGAUGAAGUCCAUGGGCCAAUGAUACAACAUAUGCAAAAAUAUAUUUAUUAACUUAUUAUCAACCGGAAACUGAAGCAAUUCUCAAUUUCUGUUAGGGGUUUGAGGUUUUAACAAGACGCUAAUAUCCUGUAACAUCCUCACCUUCCAGCUUUGUGUUACUGAAAGAGCUUUUUCCUGUAAAACCCCAUUGAGAUAUUCUGAUGUUUGACCUUUGUUAUCGGUUCAAAAAUGUGUUUAAAAUCUAUUUUAACACGCAAAUUGAGCAUAUUUGCCUUCACAUGUUCAUGAACUGUUUAAGGUCAUUACUGUUUUCAUGCUCUCUCUCUCUCUCUCUCUCUCUCUCUCUCUCUCUCUCUCUCUCUCUGUUUUGAUGAAGGAUUAGAUCAUUUUUUGUUGUCAUUAAUCCUUGUUAACCAGCAUAAUGUUUUCUCCCUCUGCUGGUCUUCAUUAUUUCCCAGGAUUCUCAGUUUGUUCAUGUGUGUUGAGGAUGUUGACUGAAUACUGAUUAGUGGAAAAAGAGUAUGACUGCUAUAAAGCGCUGUUUCUUCAACCGGUUCGGGACCCAGAAUGGAUCACAUCCCUGAACAUGACACUGGCUGAAAAUGUUAAACUCUCAUCUAGAGGCUACUGCUUUCUUUGGUGACUUACCAGACACAGGAGGUGUGUAGUGUGUGCUUCUCUAUUUAUACUGAGGACUUGUGAAAUAACCCUCAUUAGCUCCCCUCGCUGACUGAAUUCUCUAUCUGCAAUCUUAUGGCUAUGUUAAAAAGCUAACCUCUAUAUUGUAGUCAAUGGAUGUGUGUUGUUUGAAGUCGUGGUAUGUAUGGAAGUGAUCAGAUUUGGAUACAGACUACUGUACGUUAUGUGUUUGCCUGUCUGCUGUUCAAGUAUUACUAAAUUGUGUAAAAGUUCUGUUCAUGUGCUCCUUUUCAGUUCUGUUUACCGUUACAGGAUGUACAUAAUGAUCAAGUGCAGUGCACAAAAAUAAAUAGUAAACAGAAAAA